Molecule: messenger RNA, 1002 nt
Organism: Penicillium psychrosexuale
Lineage: Eukaryota; Fungi; Ascomycota; Eurotiomycetes; Eurotiales; Aspergillaceae
Exons: 3
Coding region: 1-1002 (333 amino acids)
Source: RefSeq, a predicted model, not a curated record
AUGUGCCAGUUCCGCCCCCAGAAGGAGAGGAGGCCGCAAAAACCACAAACACAACCAGCAUCGCAAGAUCCUGGUUUCCAUAGGGGUAGGGCGGCAGAUGGCGCUGUGCAGAUAAAGCCAGUGGAAGGACGAUACGAUUGGGCCAUGCGCGGUGCAAAUAAUCUGGCAAAGAGAUUCACCCUGGAGACCAAGCAGGCAGCUGUUGAAAGUAUACUUGAUGCUUAUGGUAUUAAUCCUUCAAACUCUGAUAACCUGCAGUUUUACUUUAAUCGUCGGGCUGCUGCGAGACUCAGAACGGAAGGUGUCUUCUUGAACAACUCCGUGGCUCCAAACCUUGCCUAUAUCACGUUCGGUAAAAUACAGUUACUUCGCGAGAAGCACGUGUCCUACAAGCCACCUUGCAAAAGAAAUAGAAGCAACGACCCCGGUUUCCGUGUCUGGGAGAAAAAGCUGAAACUUCUUGAACCCCAAAAUCCCGUCGAAGACCCAUACAUCGUGGCGAUACUGAUCGCUCUAGCCCAGGGGCAACGGCGUGCGCAGCAGCAGGAGUCACAAGGAGCAGAUGCCGAAAUCAAAACAGAGAAUCAGACAAGUCAUGUGGAUGCAGAUAUCACCUCGAGUGCAAAUUCGAGAACGGCUGGCUCGUGCUCACUAAAUACAGAGCAAAUGGCUCGGAAAACAGCGAAUUCUUUCAAGGUCCUAGCCCUUUCUGGAAUAGCGGCCACCAAUUUCCUUUACGUUUACACCGCCAACAUCGACUCUGAAUUCCUCGAAAAGUUUGAUGAGCCGUCGCACUACUCACCAAGCUGUCCGGUUACAAUAACACAUUCUCGUGUCCUAUUGACAAGCCCAAGUAUACUAAGGAAGAUACACCGGCGGCUCUGCACUGGUUCCUGCAGCUUUUGCUCUCGCGAUAAGGCACAAGAUCCUACCGCUGUUACCGCUGUUGAGACGAAGCAGGAAGACAGCCCAUCCCUGGUCACCAGGGUGGUACAAUACUAG